Linnemannia hyalina is the source of this 1227-nucleotide messenger RNA. Lineage: Eukaryota; Fungi; Mortierellomycota; Mortierellomycetes; Mortierellales; Mortierellaceae. The record is from the annotation of a GenBank genome assembly.
AUGUUCGCCACCAAGACUACCCCUCUCUUCAACCAGAUUCGCUCAUACAGCACCGUCAAGGGCCUCAACGAGGUUGUCAUUGUCAGUGCUGUCCGCACCCCCGUUGCCUGCUUCAACGGUGCCUUGAAGAGCUUCUCUGCUCCUCAGCUCGGUUCCAUCGCCAUCCGCGGUGCCAUUGAGAAGGCCGGCAUCAAGGCCGAUCAGGUCGAGGAGGUCUACAUGGGCAACGUUCUCCAGGCCAGCGUUGGUCAGUCCCCCGCCCGCCAAGCUGCCUUGGGCGCUGGAUGCCCUCUCACCACCGAGGCCACCACCAUCAACAAGGUUUGCGCUUCUGGCAUGAAGGCCGUCAUGCUCGCUGCUCAGAACCUCCAGACCGGUGCCCGUGAUAUCAUGGUCGCUGGAGGCAUGGAGUCCAUGUCCAACGUUCCAUUCUACUCGCCCCGCAACGCUGGCUACGGACACCAGGUCCUUACUGACGGUAUCAUCAAGGAUGGUCUUUGGGAUGUCUACAACCAAUUCCACAUGGGUAACUGCGCUGAAAACACUGCCGACAAGCUCAAGAUUACCCGUGAGCAGCAGGAUGCCCACGCUGUCGAGUCCUACACCCGUGCUGCCAAGGCCUGGAAGGAUGGCGUUUUCGCCAACGAGAUCAUCCCCGUCACCAUCAAGGACAAGAGGGGAGACAAGACCUUUGCCGAGGAUGAGGAAUACAAGAACGUCAAGUUUGACAAGAUCCCCAGCUUGAAGACCGUCUUCCAGAAGGAGAAGGGUACCGUCACUGCCGCCAACGCCUCGUCCUUGAACGAUGGCGCCUCGGCCCUUGUCCUUAUGACCCGCGCCAAGGCUGAUGAGCUCGGCUUGAAGCCCCUCGCCCGCAUCUUGUCCUUCGCCGAUGCCGCUAUUGCUCCCGUCGAUUUCCCCAUUGCCCCCGCUUCUGCCUUCCCCAAGGCCCUCGAGAAGGCCAACUUGAAGAUCGAGGACAUUGAUCUUUUUGAGUUCAACGAGGCCUUCUCUGUCGUUGCCCUUGCUAACAACCAGCUUUUGGGCUUGGACCCCAAGAAGGUCAACAUUGCCGGUGGAGCUGUUGGUCUCGGUCACCCCAUCGGUUCCUCUGGCUCCCGCAUCCUCGUCACCCUCACCCACUUGUUGAAGAAGGGUCAGAAGGGUGGUGCUGCCAUUUGCAACGGUGGUGGUGCUGCCUCCGCCAUGGUCAUCGAGCGCCUUUAA